This is a messenger RNA of Salarias fasciatus (jewelled blenny), 2021 nucleotides long. RefSeq names its product leucine rich repeat containing 3Ca (gene lrrc3ca). The transcript has 2 exons. The record is from RefSeq and is a predicted model, not a curated record. The coding region runs from base 774 to 1568 and encodes 264 amino acids. NCBI's taxonomy places the organism in Eukaryota, Metazoa, Chordata, Actinopteri, Blenniiformes, Blenniidae. Gene Ontology annotation, molecular function: protein binding.
GCAGCCCAUAUAUGCGCUUCGCCUCGUGCAUGAGCUCAUUCCUCUCGGUGCGCGUGCGCGCGGCAGUGCCACUCCUGCACUUGAUACCUGAUGCAUGAACAUGAAACGUACUCCACUGGCGGCAAUCAGGGGGAGCGAGUGAAUGAAUGCAAUCAGUCAUGCUGUUACAUCUCUGCAUGACUGUACCCAGCUCGCGGCUCCGUUUCCGGCAGCGGCCGCCGCACGCGCCGCUCCCGCAGGCUCCCGUGCGUAAACGCGUUGCGCACCGCGCCACGGUCAUUCUCAGCGCCGCGCGGCUCCACCUGCUCUGCUCUGCUUUCUGACGGCCCAGAACGAGAACCGGAGCCCUCUAGCCCCGGCACCGCGCCCCUGCCGGCCCGCCCAGUGUUCCCGGGUCUCCUGGUUGCGUGGAAACUAAAAGGCUGCGCUCGCGGAGCGGCGCGGCGCGGCGCGGCGCGCGCCCUGAAGCGCAGCAGCAUUUCCAGCGGCGCGGCGCGGCUGCCGGAGCGUCUCUCUCUCUCUCUCUCUCUCCUUCUUCUCUCUCUCUCUUUCUCUCUUCUCCGCACAAGUUGAACGAGGACCUGAUGGAAGCGAAGCCGAGAGCCCGAGAGAGCUGCUCCUGAUCCGCUGGACCCUUUGGUUUUCCGGCUCCGGCUCAGAAAAGAGAAGGCAUCAUGGAAAGAAGAGGGAAAGCGGCGAAGACGUGAGUGUUCAGCUGUUACCGGGGUGGUUGAGGCGGACUCGGGCCCCCGGUCCCUGAAGCAUGCCCCACAAUGCCCCUGCUUGCAGACUGGCUGCUGCGCCACUCGGUGGUCAUGUGUCUGCUGCUGCACAGCUUGGUGCUGAUGACCUUCUGCUUCCAUCACGCCGCCACCAGCUGCUCCAAGAGCUGCUACUGCUCGGAGAGUGAGGGCGGCGGCAAGACGGUGCGCUGCAGCAACCUGCAGCUGACGGAGGUCCCGCAGGACCUCCCCAACGACACCCGCCGCGUCUACCUGGACUUCAACCUCAUCGCCGCCGUCCCGCCCAACGCCUUCGCGGGUCUGCCGCACCUCGCGGAGCUGGACCUGUCGCACAACGAGCUGAGCCAGCUGGAGCCCGGGGCCUUCAGGGGCCUCGGCGCCUCGCUGCAGUUCAUCGACUUGUCCUCCAACAAACUGGUGAACUUCAACGCCGAGGCCUUCGAGGGCCUGCGGGCCCGAGCCAAUCUGACGAACAAUCCGUGGCACUGCGACUGCAACAUGCAGAUGGCCAUGCCGCACGUGGACCUGGAGCCCGCCUCCCUCGCGGGCAUCGUGUGCCAGACCUCGGAUCCCAAGGAGAUAGGCGUUGAGGGACUCGCCUUCCUGCUGGCGCCGGACGUAGACCUGUGCGCGGUGAUGAAGAGGACUACGGACGUGGCCAUGCUGGUGGUCAUGUUCGGCUGGUUCACCAUGGUCAUCUCCUACCUGGUCUACUACGUCAGGGCCAAUCAGGAGGACGCGCGCCGGCACCUGGAGUACCUCAAAUCUCUGCCCAGCAGGCAGGGCAAGUCCGAGGAGUCUUCCACCAUCAGUACUGUGGUCUGACGCCGCCGGGUCUCGCGGCGAGCGGGACCGACGUACAGGCCCUGCAGACAAGGUCAUCAUCGGUCUGGGUUUUUUCCCCAGCCGUUGUCACGGAGCCAAGCCGGGCAAUAAAACAAGCGCCGGCACAGGGAAAGCCGGCAGAUGCAACCCGGCCAGGAUGAAUAAUUCACCUCGCUGCCGCCCAUUAGAAGGUCCUGUUGUACUGAGAUGAUGGUCCGCCAGUGAAAGCAGCGGCAUGUUUUUUUGUCGAACAUCCAAAAAUGGGAUACAAAUGGAAUUUCUCCAGUGGUGCAUGCGCCUCGACACACCUCUCGAACGCCGACGGUGCAGGAGGCGGCGUCAAACAGCAAUACGCACGGCGGGACGGCGCCGCCGCGAGAAGACUCCACGCGCAACUGUUUUACAUCCAGACCCUGAAGGAACCCACUGUUAUAAUAAAAGUAAAAAUAUGUU